This is a messenger RNA of Rotaria sp. Silwood2, 501 nucleotides long. The record is from the annotation of a GenBank genome assembly. NCBI's taxonomy places the organism in Eukaryota, Metazoa, Rotifera, Eurotatoria, Philodinida, Philodinidae.
AUGAUCUCCUUGCAUCAUCAUCAUGUUCUUUAUUUUGUAUCUAUUGUAACGAUUGUCACUUCUUUUUCGCCUGAUCAAUCUUCCUUCGAUGCCUAUGGUCUCAAGCUCGCUGCUAAUGAUAUACUUCUCGUUGAAGCAUUUGCUUCUCAAGACUCAUUUUUACUUCGUCUUGCUCCCUUCAAUCACUCGCUCACUUGUACACUUGACUACAACGAUUCAGGUCAAUAUGUCUAUGCAGUAGCACUCGCUCGACAAAUGCAAGUUAACGAUACCAUUCGAUUCGCCUUCAUCGGCGUGAACAGAAGAACAAAUGUUCCAUUCAUUGGUUCAUUGAAUUAUGCAGGAACUAGUGGAGCUGCAAUGAUAUCGACACAAAAAAGUAACUUCUCAUGCAGUGCAUGGAACACAAAUAAUUAUAAAAUACAUAGUUUCAAUGAAUUUUUGUAUGAAGAAAACGAUUCAAAUGGUAAUAUGGAUUUCUUCGUUGUCGCUGUCGAGUAA